AUUUUUUCGUCAACGUAGAGCCAUCGGACGGGAGCCUUCAGAGCUCGAAAUCUGUACUUAUUAAUACUCGAUGGGGAAAAUGGAAAAGCAACACAUCGAACAAGAAGAAGUUGACAUUAUAAAGACACGGCAACUUGUUCCCGAGGGCGGUUGGGGAUGGCUUGUUUGUCUUGCUGGGUUUACUGCACAGUUUACAAUUUUAGGAAUACAGAAUAAUACAGGCAUUUUAUAUAGAUCCCUACUCACAGAAUUCAAAAGAAGUAAAGGAGAUACAGCAUGGGUUUUCUCCAUUGGCCUUGGCUUGAUGUUUUUGUUUUGUCCUAUAACUUCAUCCUUAUGUGAGCGAGUUGGAUGUAGGAUAGUAGCAAUAGUUGGUGGAUUACUAGGCGUCCUUGCUUUUAUAUUGUCUUCAUUUGUUAAGGAUUUGUAUGUUCUAUAUCUGACAUUUGGUGUUCUAUGGGGUGUUGGAUCUAGUAUGACCUAUCUUCCAUCAAUCAUGGCACUGCCAUUUUGGUUUAGAAAACGAAUAAGUGUCGCCAAUGGUAUUGUUACAGCAGGAAGUGGAUUUGGUACUCUAGCUAUGGGGCCUCUCAUGCUUAUAACAGUGACAAAACUAGGAUGGCAAAAUUCAUUGCGGGUUCUUGCUGGAGUGGUUCUAGUUUGUACAAUCUCAGCUAUAUUUUACAGUGUACCAGCUAAGAAUGAAGAAAAGCCUAUGCAAACUGAGCAAAAAGAAAAGAAACCACUGCUUGAAUUUUCUGUUUUAAAGAAUAAAGCCUUUUUAGUAUGGUGUGUGGCUCUUGGUGUUUUUAUGAUUGGAUACUUUGUUCCAUUUGUCCACUUGCCUGGAUAUGCAAUAGAAUGCGGUGUCUCAAAUGAACAGUCUGCAACUCUUGUUGGAAUGAUGUCAAUUGGGUCAACUGUUGGACGACUUUUCUUUGGGAAAAUGUGUGACCAUCCUAAGGUCAAUCGUCUUUAUGUSUUUCAACUGGCAUUCCUGUUUAUUGGUGUGGCACACACUCUCAUUACGUUAACAAAAAGUUAUGCUGGCUUUGUUAGCUAUAUGGUUGUGUUUGGUGUCUUUGAUGGCUGUUUUGUGGUAUUGCUUGGUGUAUUGUGUGCUGACAUUGUUGGUUAUGAUAAAGUAGCUGCUGGUAUGGGAAUUCAGUUUUUCUUUAUGGCUAUCACCUGUACUGCUGGGCCUCCUCUUGCAGGAUGGGUAUACGAUUUGUCAGACUCGUACCAGAUUGCUUUCUAUGCGUCUGGUGCUUGUGCAACCCUUGGAGCGUGUUUACUGUUUCUCAUCCCCAUAUUGAUGCCAAAAGAGAAUGCGCAUGAGAUUCAUAUGGAUGAUUCUAUGGAAUCAAAUCAGAAUAGCGAACAGCGUUUAAUAAAAUCACCCAUUUCCUCUCAAGAAGAUAACGAAGUCACAUUGCGGAGUGGAGCUGCAAGACAUUGUACUGUUAGAAAUUCGUACCUGGAUAAGUACUGGGAGCAAUUACCGCAGCGAGCUAGCUGCAGUAGCUUCUUCGGGCCUGGAGCACCAUUUGGUGUCAUACCAUCAUUACAUCUCAGUAACGAAACACUUUUAGUAGUAGAACGAGUUUCCCAGGUUUGACGAUUAACAAACUUCAAAAUCAUUUUUACUCUCCAGUUGACCUUUCACGUCUUUUAGGACGUGCGCGCUGAGUCAUGGUCAAGAAGCUUGCUUUUAAUAUUAAAAUGAGGCAACCAACSCACAAUAUCCGACUUGCGAAUUUUGAAUCAGUAGUCUAGUCACACACAAACACUGGAAAAAUCGCGCUCUUUAAAKRUKGUAAAUUUGAUGACACUUACAUCAUAUUUACAUCAAAUUUACAACCUUUAUAGCGCGCRA
Molecule: messenger RNA, 1876 nt
Organism: Exaiptasia diaphana
Lineage: Eukaryota; Metazoa; Cnidaria; Anthozoa; Actiniaria; Aiptasiidae
Product: monocarboxylate transporter 10
Exons: 6
Coding region: 71-1618 (515 amino acids)
Biological process (GO): transmembrane transport
Molecular function (GO): monocarboxylic acid transmembrane transporter activity
Source: RefSeq, a predicted model, not a curated record